Sardina pilchardus (European sardine) is the source of this 872-nucleotide messenger RNA. It is a transcript of the gene snrnp27, whose product is annotated as small nuclear ribonucleoprotein 27 (U4/U6.U5). Lineage: Eukaryota; Metazoa; Chordata; Actinopteri; Clupeiformes; Clupeidae. The coding region runs from base 127 to 591 and encodes 154 amino acids. Gene Ontology annotation, biological process: RNA splicing. The record is from RefSeq and is a predicted model, not a curated record. Gene Ontology annotation, cellular component: precatalytic spliceosome. The transcript has 6 exons.
GUUUCCUAGGGGGACACGUUAUCAGGUGAGGGUCCGUCCGAGGUUUCUUGAAUUUUCUUUUCGUCGUCAGAAGCAAACACAAAACAUUUAUUUCUGAUAUAAUUGGGUUUUUGUAAAGCCGGAGCCAUGGGGCGAAGUAGAAGCAGGACGCCUCCACGACGAGAGAGGCGUCGGUCACGUUCGUCUUCCCGAGACCGUGAGAGACGACGCCGAGAACGAGAACGUUCCAGGUCUCGAGACAGGGACCGACGUCGCAGCCGUUCCCGAUCUCCACACAGGCGACGCUCUAGGUCCCCUCGCCGCCACCGUUCCUCUUCCCUCUCUCCACAGCGAAAAGAUAGACGUGAUGAUGAUAAGAAAGACAAACCUGCGAAAGUGCAUCAAAUAUCAGAGGAAGACAUGCAGGGCAAGACUGAAGAGGAGAUCGAGAUGAUGAAAUUAAUGGGAUUUGGAUCAUUCGACAGCUCCAAGGGCAAGAAGAAGAAUGGAUCAGUCAAUGCCCAUGCAAUCAAUGUCUCGCAGAAGAGAAAAUACAGGCAGUACAUGAAUCGUAAAGGUGGAUUCAACAGACCACUGGAUUUCAUCGCCUGAGCCUCUGCAGACAAUAAUUGGUUGUUUUUUUUUCAAAUGUUUUCCAGGACUUCUGAAAAUGGUGAAAUGAGUUGUAUUUAGCUGUGUUUUAUACUAUUGUCUGUAGAUAUCCUCCUGGACCACUGAACGACUUGAACCGUCUGUAUAGCGUAAAUUCAGAGGCAUGCAAGUGCUGCAGAAGGUUUUGUUUUCUUUCAAGGAAUGACACUGCAGAGUGUCUCCUGUGCUGAUGUCAACAUUAUGUGCAAAGUUCAUAAUACAAAUAAACGUAAAAUCCUUGA